UGUCCAACCAACAUCAUAGAAGAGGUGGAGCUGGGAUUGUCGACUUUAAGCAUUCCUUUCGACAACCCGACUAUCAUGGACGCGUCCAACACUGCAAUGAUUACAUCAUCGAGCCAUACAUCUCCCUGGAUGUUCCCAGUAGGUGAAACAACCACUGUUACCUUUGAUGGCAGAGAUGAGAGUGGGAAUGAAGGCUCCUGCUCACUCAACGUCACAGUAAAUACAGUUGACUCGACCAAUCCGUUCCUUGUGUGUCCUGCAGACGUCAACAUGACCAUUGAGUUAGGACCAACAGAAUAUGAGAUUCCUUUUCUUGACGCUAUUGUCGUUGACUUGGCAAUAACCACCCUAUCAUCAAGUCACACUCCCCCAGGACCGUUUCCUGUAGGUUCCACUACUGUUGUAACAUUCACAGCCAUCGAUGAGAGUGGAAAUCAGGGCAAUUGUUCGUUUAGCAUUGAUUUCAAUAUAGUUGACACAACAGGACCAACGGUCACAUGUCCACCUAGCGUCACGGAAAUAGUGGAGAGUACCCAACCAGCAGUGGUCACCUUCGACAAUGCUACAGCCACUGACCUGUCCGGCGUCGUGAUAUUUGUUUCUCAAUCUGCCCAGUCCGGAGGUGUAUUUCCAUUCGGAUUGUCAACCGUGACUUUCACCUUCCAAGAUUCUUCUGGCAAUAAUGGCUCCUGUGAUCUACCAAUCACUGUGGGUGAGUAUAGCGAGGGUGGGUCUAGCCGGGCCGGAAUUAGCCCCAAAGCUUUCCGCGGGUGCUAA
Lytechinus pictus (painted urchin) is the source of this 777-nucleotide messenger RNA. Its product is annotated as hyalin-like. The transcript has 3 exons. The record is from RefSeq and is a predicted model, not a curated record. Lineage: Eukaryota; Metazoa; Echinodermata; Echinoidea; Temnopleuroida; Toxopneustidae. The coding region runs from base 76 to 777 and encodes 233 amino acids.